Molecule: messenger RNA, 3472 nt
Organism: Calypte anna (Anna's hummingbird)
Lineage: Eukaryota; Metazoa; Chordata; Aves; Apodiformes; Trochilidae
Gene: SERPINH1
Product: serpin family H member 1
Exons: 6
Coding region: 186-1424 (412 amino acids)
Biological process (GO): collagen fibril organization; negative regulation of endopeptidase activity
Cellular component (GO): endoplasmic reticulum
Molecular function (GO): serine-type endopeptidase inhibitor activity; collagen binding
Source: RefSeq, a predicted model, not a curated record
UCUGGGUUGGUUUUGUCGGUUUUUUUUUUUUCUUCCCCCAACUUUUUCCAGAAGUUUCUCCACGGCCCCUUAUAAACCCCGGGGACAAAGGAGGUGGACGGGGAAGGCGAGUGAAGCCCCGCGGAAGAGUGAAAAAAGGCAAACGUUGACCCCACUAUGAAAGAGUUUCAAGCAGGUCCUCCAAGAUGCCUGGUGCUGCUGAAACCAUGUGGAUUACCCUGGUGCUUGCCCUCAGCAGCCUCUCUGCAGCCGUCCCCUCGGAGGACAGGAAGCUGAGCGACAAGGCUGCCGCGCUGGCCGACCGCAGCACCACCUUAGCCUUCAACCUCUACCACGCCAUGGCGAAGGACAAAGACACGGAGAACAUCCUCCUGUCCCCCGUGGUGGUGGCCUCUUCCCUUGGCCUCGUCUCCUUGGGGGGCAAAGCCACAACUGCCUCCCAAGCCAAGGCCGUGCUCAGCGCUGACAAACUCAACGAUGAGUAUGUGCACAGCGGUCUGGCUGAGCUCCUCAGCGAGGUCAGCAACAGCACCGCCCGCAACGUCACCUGGAAGAUCGGCAACCGCCUCUACGGCCCGGCCUCCAUCAACUUCGCCGACGACUUCGUGAAGAACAGCAAGAAGCACUACAACUAUGAGCACUCCAAGAUCAACUUCCGAGACAAGAGGAGCGCCCUGAAGUCCAUUAAUGAGUGGGCAGCCCAAACCACGGAUGGGAAACUCCCGGAGGUGACAAAGGAUGUGGAGAAAACCGAUGGGGCCCUCAUUGUCAACGCCAUGUUCUUCAAGCCUCACUGGGAUGAGAAAUUCCAUCAUAAGAUGGUGGACAACCGUGGCUUCAUGGUGACCCGUUCCUACACUGUGGGUGUUCCCAUGAUGCAUCGUACAGGUCUCUACAAUUACUAUGAUGAUGAGACAGAGAAGCUCCAGGUAGUAGAGAUGCCACUUGCUCACAAGCUCUCCAGCAUGAUCUUUAUCAUGCCAAACCAUGUAGAGCCUCUGGAGAGGGUUGAGAAACUGCUGAACAGGGAGCAGCUGAAGACCUGGGCUGGGAAGAUGAAGAAGAGAUCAGUGGCCAUCUCACUGCCUAAAGUUGUCCUGGAAGUCAGCCAUGAUCUUCAGAAACACUUGGCUGAUCUGGGCCUGACAGAAGCCAUUGAUAAAACCAAGGCUGACUUGUCAAAGAUCUCUGGCAAGAAGGAUCUUUACCUCUCCAAUGUCUUCCAUGCUGCUGCUCUUGAGUGGGACACAGAAGGGAACCCCUAUGAUGCUGACAUCUAUGGCCGAGAGGAGAUGAGGAACCCCAAACUCUUCUAUGCUGACCACCCCUUCAUCUUCAUGAUCAAGGACACCAAAACCAACUCCAUUCUCUUCAUUGGCAGACUCGUGAGGCCCAAAGGGGACAAGAUGCGUGAUGAGUUGUAGUUAGGUUUGGGUUUGGUUUUUGGUUGGGUUUUUUUUCCAGAGCUUUGGUUUGUGUGGUUUUUUGUUUGGUUUUUUUUUUUUUUUAGUGGGGGGGAUUUCAAAAAAGGGGAAACACUUAUUUUGUAUCCUUCUCGAACUAUGGGUGCUAUUCAGACCAGGGUGCAUUGUGAUGAGAAACCAGCAUACACUUUACCUCACCCCAAAAUACUUAAUUGCACAAACCCACCUCCAGAGAGGACCAGGACAGUCUGGCACAAGAGGGGUCACCAGGAGUUCACCAGAAGGGAACUGGCAUGCACUGUCUCAGCUACUGGCAUCCUCAGCUGAGAUGUUCAGGCUGAUGCUGAGCUCCCCCCUGCACUAGAGUUAAGCCUCCUGCUAAGAACCUUGCUGCUACCAUCACUCCUGCAAAAGCACAGGCCCCUCACCCUUCCACCUCAGAUGCUUCUGCACAUUUAGCUCUACCACUUGCUUCUGCUUUGAUGCUACGUUGCACCACAACCAGAGCUGCUCUGGUCACUUUGCAGUUGUUCCUUCCUUCUCUUGUUUUUAUCUUCAGUGGUAUAUGAUAGAACAACCAAUUUUGAAGCCCAGCCUCCCCCACAACAACCCUGGGAGCAGAGCAGGGCUGUGACAGCACCUAAAAAUGGAUAUUGUGUGGAGUUGUCCCCUUCUGUCCUGCCUAACCCUGCUCUGGAUGACUGUUAAGAUGCUUUAACCACAGGAAGUUACCAGCAGCUACACCCUGCAAACAGAAAUGCAGCUUGCUCAACACUGACAGAGAAAUGAAGUGGCUCAGGAGUGGCAGCAGAGGGGCCAAAGAGCAGAUGGACUUCUAGAAAGAUCUGGGGAUUAGGAAGGGGGCUCUUGGGGGCCAAUAUCUGGAAUGAAACAUCAGGCAGAGAGAACACAUCUCUUGGUGCCUCUGCAGCAGCACACAGGGUUAGGAAAAAAAGAGUGAAAAGUGUGGAAGUUCUCCCACUUACACCCGGGGCUGGUACCCAACAGCUCUCAUAGCAGGCCAAGGGACUCCUGGGGAAGCUGGGUGAGGUUCACUUCCACUUUCUUGUUUUAAAUCCAGAGAUUUAAAGCUGGAAUUACCUGAUUUCCAAACACCCUUUUUCUGAAGCUCCUCUCCUCCAGGAUUCUUCAGCUCCCUGUUGGCUGACUGGAUAAGGGCACGCUGAAAAACAAAUGUAUUUAUAGUUAUAUUUAUGUCUGAUCACCAGCAAGUUUCACAGCCUGCACCAGCCUAGACUUGGAGGCUAUUCCUGGCUUGUCUCAAAGGAAUAUCAUCAGGAUGACAUUAAUUAAAGCUGCACAUGAUCCCAUAAGCACUGAAACACGUUAGGUGAGUCUUGCUACACACUGAGACCUCACAGACCAAGUGGUGGCAAAGAUUUUUGAGAGAAAUCUUGGAGUGUCAAUGAUUUUGAAACCAGCAAGGCCACCACACUGCUUGGGUUUCAUUUAUAUGCUUGCUGUCAGGUUGCUUACACAGAAGCCCAGUACUGCAUCUUUUCAGGCCAUCCACAGGACAUAUUUCCACUUAUUUAUUAAGUUAAAACUACAAAGUCUCUUAUUAGCUGUUUCCUGCAGGCAAAACCCCAGCAGCUCACACCCCCAGGGCUGCCCUAAAGGUGCCUUCUUUAGGUUUGCAAGGUGAAAAAAUUACAGAAAUGCUCAUCUGCCCCAAUUCCUAUCCAAGCCAGCCCAAAUGGGAGGUUCUUAAUCCUUUUAAGCCUCUUCUCAGAUUAUUCCCAGGUGUUUUUCCCACUGUUGGCAGGCAGGAGGCAAUCCAAGCCUGAAGGGGUGUAUGCUGAGACACAACCCAGUGAACCAACACACUAAAACCCACACGCUGCAGCACACUGGGGGAUUGUAGGGGGGGUAAAAGGGGUGGGGGGCAAGGCAAAAAAAACACUGUGGGAUCUUGUGAAUAAUUUGCAUCAUGUGGAUGCAGGUGUCUGGUGGCUUUUAUUGUCUGUUCUUGCACCAGAAGGUGAGUGACAGUCGUGUAAUUUUGCAAUAAAACUUUUUUUCAGUGA